Molecule: messenger RNA, 1857 nt
Organism: Corticium candelabrum
Lineage: Eukaryota; Metazoa; Porifera; Homoscleromorpha; Homosclerophorida; Plakinidae
Product: early endosome antigen 1-like
Exons: 12
Coding region: 298-1791 (497 amino acids)
Molecular function (GO): ATP binding; protein binding
Source: RefSeq, a predicted model, not a curated record
AUGAGUAUGGCCGAACGUCAGUCUGCUAACCCUGAUGAUUUAUUUGUGAGAGCGAGGAAACUGUGAAAUGAGAAAAACUUUGUAGAUGCGGGGAGAAUUUAUCACCAAUUGCUGUUACUCUACGAGACAGCAAAACAUGAACCACUAGAGAAAGCACGUGCACUCAAUGGGUUGGGAAGUUGUCUAUAUCUCCAACAUAAAGUGAAUGACGCCGUAAAGUUUACGGAACAAUGUUUGUCUAUUGUACGAGAUAAUACACCUCAACAUGAAAACUUUCUGUCUGAUGUGCUACUCAAUAUGGGGGUGUGCCUAUACGAUCAGGGCAAGUAUGAAAGAGCAACAGAACAUUUAAGAGAGUCACUCAACAUCUAUCGUAGAUUGCCUUCUGUGAACAAAGUCUGCAUGGCAGGAAGUUGUGCUUAUUUAUCACGUUGCCUUCUUUCUCAAUGUCUAACAAAAGAAGCAGAAGAUGUGAUGAGAGAAGGUUGUAGUUUAUCUUUCAGCACGGAUGACAACAAUAGUAAAGCACGAGCUGCUAUUCUAUUGGCUUAUACAAUCCAACUAAAUGAAGGAACAGAAAAGGAAGUGAAAAAAUUGUUACAACAGGCUGAUAGAUGGACUAAAUUGAUUAAAGAAGGGGACUGGAAGGCACGUUUGUUGAGUGAUAUGAGAGAAGUACUGGUCAUAAGGGGUGACUACAAACGUGCUAAUAGGAUACUACAGGAAGCAGCAACACUACAAAGACGCUUGUUACCAACUAACCAUUGGGAGACUGGUUUAACUCUUUGUUGUAUGGCAGAGUGUCAAGUGAAACAAAACAAGCAAAUGGAUGCUUUGGCAUUGUUCCAGGAGUCAUCAGAAAUAAUCAAUAAAUCAAUGGGUGUGGAACACCCAGUAAGAGGAAGAAUUGUAUUAGGUGUUGCUCAAAUCCUUCAAGGUCAACAGAAGUGGGAAGAAGCGGAAAGCAACCUGAAGGAAAGUGUCAAUAUUUUGUGCGUGAGAGUAGGGUUACAUCCCACAACAAGUGCAGCAAUACGAGAUCUGAACUAUUGCUUACGAAUGCUAAAGAAAGAUCAAGAAGCAGUCGACAUUUUGCGACAACAUCAACGAGCUGUUUCUUAUCAUCAAGUCGAGCAUCAAGCAAGUGCUUUUCAAGAUGAUGAUUUACAAAGAGAGUUGGAGCUGCUCAGAGAAAGCAAUCGAGCCAUUCAAGUAGAGAAAUCUGCUUUACAGCAGCUAUUGGCUGAUCAAGAGACUGUAACUCGUGCCAUCAUUGAUGAGAAUGAACAGCAAGUGGGAGAAAUAGAGAGAUUGCUGCAGGUUGUUCAGCAGUGUGAUGAAGACAUCAAACAAUUGCAAACAGCAGUUCGUGAUCAGAAACAUCUUGCAGAACAGAAACAGAGAGAAGCAAAUGAUCUACAGCAGGAAAUCACGAGAAUGAAAAGUGAGUUAGAUGACAAAGAGGGACAGUUGCAACAACAAAGACAAGAAUUAAAUGAUAUGAGAAGCACAAUAGAAGAACAGAGAAGACAAAUUGAUGUUUUGAGGCACGAAGUACAACAGCAGCACACGACUAGUCAGUGUCUGGCAAGAGGCUUGCAGCGAAGUGAAAGGGCAAUGCAGCAGCUGGAGCGACUUCAACAUCAAUAUGACAGCGUUAUACAGAUCCAUGAUGACCGUUUACGCAUGACUGGAUUAAAGUUGGGAAAAGGAGGUUAUGGAGAGGUUGGUGUUGGCAUGUGGAGUGGUGUAGCAGCUGCUGUCAAGACAUUUUAUGAAGAACCGGUUUGAGUAGAUGAUCUCAAUAUUUCAUUCAUUCGACGUGAAGUGUCUGUGUCCAGUCGUGUCCAUCACCCC